This is a messenger RNA of Planococcus citri (citrus mealybug), 3886 nucleotides long. Its product is annotated as protein MMS22-like. The coding region runs from base 225 to 3785 and encodes 1186 amino acids. Gene Ontology annotation, cellular component: nuclear replication fork. NCBI's taxonomy places the organism in Eukaryota, Metazoa, Arthropoda, Insecta, Hemiptera, Pseudococcidae. Gene Ontology annotation, biological process: replication fork processing; double-strand break repair via homologous recombination. The record is from RefSeq and is a predicted model, not a curated record. The transcript is spliced from 20 exons.
AAAGAACAAAAUUUCAACUUUUUAAAUUUCGCGGCAGAUUUUUUUCUUCAACAACUUCAAUGGAAAAAUAUUUUUGAUUUUUUUUAUCAUUAUCACAUAAUUUAAUGAAUUUGUGUAACAUUUUCCAAGUGAUUGAAGUGAUGAAUUAAGAAUAUUUCUUUGAAACAAAGAUUGUAUGGUUGAAAUAACGCUACUCCCUCGUGAUCUACCAUUGCGGUCCGAUAAUGUCUGAUGAAUGGGUUAUAACACCGCCUUGUUCGCCGGUAUUCGGAAGAAAGAGUUCAGAAAAUAGUAAUUUACAACAAUUGCUAGAUAAGAAUCAUGUUUCUGUUAUAUCUGAUUGGGAUAUUAGAAUGUUUACCUGUAAAGGUGAACUAUCAGAACAUAAUGAUACCUUUCACGAGAAUGGUUACGUGAAGAAGAAUGAUUUACAGUUAUUCGAUCAAGAAUACUCUAAUGCAGUAGUUUUCGACGUUAAUUUCAGUACAAUUAACCUGUUUGGGUUGAACUUUGACAAAGGAUCAGCGUUGUUGAAAGAAACAGAUGAGGUGUUUCGAUUAGCUAAAGCAUCAUUUAUGCAAUUGGACUGUGCAUCGACGAUGAAUGUGAACAGUUUGGGAAUGAAUGUGACAACAACUCGAAAGACUGUAAAUUAUGCUAAAUCCAGGGAAGAUAUCGUGAAUUUUCUACUAUAUGUACGAAACUAUGUACAGAGAAUAUGUAUAUGUAAUAAGUACAAAUGGCUAGCUGAGUCUCUGGUUCCAAAAUUAUACGAAGAGUUGACAACUUUUCGAUUACUGUGCGGACCCAUUACUAGUAUUCCGGAUUACGUUAUAAAUUAUUCAGCUUCUUCAUCGGGUGAUAGAUCCGCUCAAGCAUCCUAUCAUUUUUUUCACUGUCAACUUGAUAUCAGAUGGCUUCACGUAACGCUUCUCUAUCAACUCAUUUCGUUCAAGCAACGUUUUAAAAACGAUAGCGAAGAGAGUCAGUACUACCACCGUGACGUAUUGACUUAUGAAACACUAGAUAAUAAUUUAUUAAUGGUGACUUCCGAUUUAAUUACAAUUGCGUUGAAGCGAUUCCAAACCGUGCAGAUUAAUGAUUUAUACGUCAAACCGUUAUUCACUUGUACUUGUAUUCGAGAAUUUUGGAAACUUUUGCAGUACUCAUCUGACAAAUUGCAUAGUAAUAAGGAAUCUAUGUCUUUUUGGAUGUUGGUAAAUCGCAUUUGUGACGACAUAUUGAGCCCAAAUACCGAACCAGAACCUACAAACUGCUCAGUUUUGAGUAUACCUCGUAAAUACACCUGUUCGAAUCCUACAGCUUUCAUACUCUGGUUAUUGAAAGAUUUAGGAAAAUUAUACAAAAUUGAUAAAUCGGAAUCCAGAAACAAUUACCAACUACUUGAAACUGUUUUGAAAUGCUGUGUCAACGCCGAUAUACCAGAAUCACAAAUGCGAAUAUAUCUCAAUUUAAUAGAGAGCAUAUUAAAAUUCGACUGGGAAAUGAGAACCGAACCUCUAAUCUUACUAUGGGAGUACUUCCAUAAGAAACUAAAUUUACAAUUUUUCAUUCCUGGUGGUAAUAUUGGUGGAUUGGCGGUUAUUAGCAAAAGUGCUCUCGGUUUAUUGACUCAGAUAAACUCAAGACUCGAUACCGCAAAACCUGAAAGAAAUGCCGACAGUUUUCAUUUAUUUCUUCGAUUAUUAGGACGCAGUCUUCGUAAAUGGCAAGAGACCCCACGAUUUUGGAAUCAGUUGAAAGGACGAAUUUAUUCGAAAUUUUCCGCCGCCAAAUUGGCUACUCUAAAUGAGACAGGAUUGUAUCACUUUAUCGCUUUAUUCAUCACAUUAGCUAUGACUGCCGAUUUACAAGAAGUGAGCACGAAGUUACAAUCGUUCUUGAAAUUGUUACCACUCGACUCUCUGGAUCAUAAACGUCUACAAUUGGUUUGGAAAGUUCACAUAUCUUUGGUUCUCUUGUUUGCUGAGCGUAAUCAAGAUAUCAGCGGUGUUUCUAAUUCUCUACUGGAUAUGGUUGACUCAGCGGCAGCUCAGCACGAUUGCUUAAAUUUGAUGAGAAUUUUUUCCGAAGGGUUCCAAGAUCUUAUCGAUUGUACAAAUAAUUUAGAACUGGGACAGUAUAUUUUUAUAGGAAAUUGGAUCCCUCAGUAUUUGUCAAUUUGUGGAGAAUCAGAUGCUAAUCGUCUUCUAGAGUCUUUGCUUACUCUAAUAAAUAAACUUAAUUCGUUAUUAUCGGUACAAAUUCCCGUUAGUCAAGAUAACCAAUUGCUCUUGAUGCACGGUGAAUUAUGGGAACACCUUAUUCCAUAUUUGAAAAAAGAAUGCUGCAGUUCAUCCAGUCCUUAUCAAGUGGCUGAUGUCGCUGCCAUUUUGACUACGUUGUCAUUAAAACCAUGCUUUGCUUCAACUGUUCGAACCAAAGCUGUUGAUUUUUUCAAUUAUAUGAUCACCUGUGAUGUGAUCGAUGUAAGAUUAUUAUGUCGAUAUCUCGGUCAAACCUCUCGUAGUAAUCAUUUGCAUAACUGCUUAAGUAAUAAUAGCAUUAUUUUAAUCAAGGGUUGGCUCAGAUGUUCAAUCUUGACACCGAGCUCUGAAAGCAGCACAGCUGACUUGAACGAAUUCACAAAUUAUGUAAUCACGUUACCAGAACUCGAAUCGUUGUUUUCCGAAACAAACGUCGAGUUCGACGCAAAUAGCGAUCACUUCGAGAUAUUUUUGAAAUCUUUGGAACGCAAAUAUACCUCUGUCCUGGAUUUUCAGUCCAGAACCAGACUCUACAGUCAAGUAGCGGGAUAUUUUGCGAAUACUGAUCGAUGGCUUAAUCACAUAUUGAAAGUGCCCAAAUCGUCUGAAAUCACGACGCACGUUUAUCAAAGUUUCGGUCUGAUGAUGUUCAAAAUUCCUAAUUUAUUGUAUACCAAGUCUCGAUCGAAUACUCUUUUGCAAUGUCUUCUUGAUUUAUUGCUGCUAUCCGUCCAAGCCAGAAAUCCUCAAAAUAGGUUAAAUCCUUUAAUAAGCGAAGCUAUAAAAAAUUCGAUACACUUGUAUAUUCAAGGUUUAUUCAAAUUAGAUCCAUUGAAUGAUUCGUAUAUUAUGAGAAGUAUUCGGGAGCUGGUUACGAUCUACGUGCCUCGUUUAAUUGUUCCAAAAGGUGUCAUAGCAGCGAGCUCCAAUUCCAAACUAUCCAUAUUGAAAUGUUUCGAAAACGGCGAAAAUUGCAUUCUCAUUAGAAAAACCAUCCUUGAAGUUCUAUGCAUCACGUACAUCAAAAAAAGAGCCAAAUCACCGCAUCAGUUCGCAUAUCAAACACUGAUAUUCUUCAACGAACUAAUAAGAAUGUACAGAAAUACACUCGAAGUGAUUGAAUGUUUCGUAAAAUUCGCUAUGGAAAGCAUCUGCGACGUGUUUAUGUUCUGCGAUGACCUCAGUCCAUGUAAAAGAGAAUCUAAAGACAUAAUACAUUUCAUCAUGGACAUGCAUAUGUUACGAAGCGAAACAACUUUAGGAAACGAACUUAUGAAUUUGUUCUCAAGAUUGUGUCACGAACAUUUAGCAUUUAAUGCGCGAGUAUUGUUCGAUCUAUUUCACGAUAUUGUUGGAACUGCUCCCGAUCUCGUGGCUCGAUUUACUCCACAGUUCUUGGAAAAAAUUAAAGAAGUCGAACAUAAACGGGGAGUUGGAUUUGAUCGAGCGUUGAGGAAAGGACUGGAACGUAUUGAUGAAGCGUUGAAGAAUAUUAGAAAUAAUCAGAAGUAUAUGUAAAUAUGGCGGGUUUGUUUAUUUUUUGUAAUUGUGAUUUUAUACUUAUUCAUGUGUCAAUUAAUUUGUACAGAAUUUUAUAAUAAAUUGUUCUGUGAAUCGAU